Molecule: messenger RNA, 1655 nt
Organism: Xenopus laevis (African clawed frog)
Lineage: Eukaryota; Metazoa; Chordata; Amphibia; Anura; Pipidae
Gene: faim2.L
Product: Fas apoptotic inhibitory molecule 2 L homeolog
Biological process (GO): calcium ion transmembrane transport; negative regulation of apoptotic signaling pathway
Cellular component (GO): postsynaptic membrane; endoplasmic reticulum; membrane
Source: RefSeq, marked provisional
GUGCUAGAAGCAGAGGUGUUGGUACUGCAUGCAGGCAGUCUACUGAGGGUCUCCAUUGUACACAGGCAGCUGUGAGGGGCGCCUUGUCCUCAGCACCAUGACCCAAGGAAAGGUCUCUGUUAGCAGCAAAGGUGCUGAAAAUGAGGGCAACAAUACAGUUAAAGAUGCCAGCAAUAACCUUUCAUCAGCUCCCCCUACCUAUGAAGAGGCUACAACAGGCGAUGGAAAGAAAGCAGAUUUUCUGCAAGCAACAUCUCCUUCAGUGUCACAUCACUCAUGGCAACAUGGGGAACCAUACAAUAGUCCAGAUAACAGCAGUGGAAUAUAUUCCGGGGACACAGAGAUGUUGACUACACAGAGCUGGGAUGAUGAAACUGUUCGCAGAGGGUUUAUUAGGAAGGUUUACACCAUCCUUAUGGUCCAGCUGUUAGUUACUGUGGCAGUUGUGGCCCUGUUUACAUUCUGCAACCCCGUGAAGGAAUAUAUUCAAGCCAAUCCAGGAUGGUACUGGGCUUCUUAUGCAGUUUUCUUCUCCACCUACCUAGUUCUGGCCUGCUGUUCUGGACCAAGGAGAAAGUUUCCAUGGAACCUGAUUCUUCUUUGCAUUUUUACCCUUUCCAUGGCUUACAUAACAGGAAUGCUGUCCAGCUUUUACAAUACCAAAUCUGUGAUUUUGUGUCUUGGAAUCACUGCCCUUGUCUGCAUGUCUGUUACACUGUUCAGCUUCCAAACUAAGAUCGACUUCACUUCAUGCCAAGGAGUUCUGUUUGUGUUAUCUAUGGUCCUUCUUUUCAGUGGCAUCUUCCUUGUUAUCCUCAUACCAUUUCAAUAUAUCCCUUGGCUACAUGCUAUUUAUGGUGUAUUAGGAGCAAUUGUGUUCACUAUGUUUUUGGCGUUUGAUACACAAUUGCUGAUGGGGAGUCGGCGUUACUCUCUCAGCCCCGAAGAAUAUAUCUUUGGAGCGCUCAACAUCUACCUGGAUAUAAUCUACAUAUUCUCAUUCUUACUCCAGGUGUUUGGCACUCACGAAUAACAUGCUUUCAUUUGGAUGGCUUUAAAGCUAUGUGUGUCAAUAUAUAACCACAGCAACCUUACUUUGCAAAAAAAAAAACAUAACUGCUGAAGUAGAAAUAAGUCUGGGAUCACUGGUUGAAUUCCUAACAAAUAACUAUUCAUGCAAAGUUGAAAAAAACCUUUUGAAGUUCAUGCAGUGUUAAGUUUCUCUAUUGGAAACCUGUUACCGAUUUUGCAAUUUAAGGGAUUAUUUGGAUUUUUAUUUGUUAUAUAAGGAAUUGAAGCCUCUUGUCAUGCAGUGUAAAAACAAAAGCUGAAACAAAAUAAGAGAAGAGGCAAGGUUUAAUGUGCUAAUAUUACUUUAGUAGUGCACCUAAAGCAUAGUGCUUGCAAAACUUACAACUGAUUAGUUAGCAAUGAUUGGCUUGUUUGUUUGACCGUUACAUUUCUUUGGACACAGCUUUCUCGUAUUGAUAAAUUUGUGCUGCUUUUGUCAGACAAUUGCUUGACUUCUCCUCUGCUUCAGCCCAAUAGAAGCUGUAGUUGACACCUUUGUGGUUCAGUUUCAUGUAGAUAGACAGGCUGAUAUAUGCUGCAGACUGAAAUGUUAAUAUAAUAAAGAGUAUUAUUUUCUUGUGAAA